AUGGCUAAUGAGUCGUGGGUGUUGGCAACAGUAUUGUUAUGUUUGUAUGGUUUCUUUAAAGAAAUGCGGCCUUCUGAACCAUUUCUUACACCAUACUUACGAAAUUAUAAGAAUUUGACGGCUGAAGAAGUUGACAAUGAAAUAUAUCCCAUUUGGACAUAUUCCUACCUUUUUGCUCUAGUGUUUGUAUUUCUUUUGACGGAUUUUCUGCGGUAUAAACCAGUUAUCAUAGUGGAGGUUCUAACAUAUUUAGCUACAUGGUCGUUACUCAUCUGGGGAAAUGGACUUCAGGCAAUGCUUUUAAUGCAGUUCUUUUAUGGACUUGCCACAGCGACAGAGAUUGCUUACUAUUCUUAUAUAUAUGCGAUAGUUUCACCUCAACAAUAUCGGAAAGUAACUAGCUAUACACGAACUGCUAUAUUGACAGGAGAUUUUACGGCUGGAGUGCUCGGGCAAAUUCUUGUGUCUUCGCACAUUACAACAACAUAUUUCCUUUUAAAUGUGAUCUCUUUCGUAAGUCUCUGUGUUGCUUUUGUGAUUUCCAUCUUUCUGCCCCCAACCAAGAAGAGUGUGUAUUUUCACAGAGACUCUGUUUCUGGAAUUGAUUCUCAUCAUGUCUCACUUCCACCCCCACCACAAUGUCAGAAGUCUGACGAAAACACUGCAGCAAAAGAUGAAUUUAAAGAUGUGAUGGCUAAUGAGGAUAUUACUUCAACCGAGGGUGAACUAUAUAUUCAUCAAAAUUCAGAUACAAACUGUGUGCAAGAUGAUUAUGGGAGUAUUUGGGACUCAACACAAUCUUCGCAAGAGGAUCUUGUAAUAAGAACAAACACAUAUGCUGAUGAUAACAUUGAAAAUCAAUCUCCAAAGAGGAAAAGAAGAAUAAUUAAAGUUCAGUGCACAUCCUGCAAGGGUAACUUCCAAUCUCUGUUGACUGAUUUUAAGUCAUGUUAUUCCUCAAGUCAUUUGCUUAAAUGGUCUCUAUGGUGGGCAUUUGCAACAUGUGGUUACUUUCAAAUUGGUAACUAUGUACAGAAUUUAUGGGAUUUAAUUGAGCCAUCCACAAGUGAUGAUUCUCGUAUUUAUAACGGUGCAGUUGAUGCUGUUUCAACAUUAUCAGGUGCCUUUGCAACCUUCAUUCUUGCCUUCAUAAAGUUUAACUGGACAAUUUUUGGUGAAUUAACACUUGGAAUUGUGUCUACGCUGGAUGCUGUUAUUUUGUGUGCUAUGGGGUUUUCAUCAAACAUAUGGUUAUCCUAUGCAUUCUACAUCUUAUUCAGAUCUUCGUACCAGCUGCUUAUCACUAUAGCAACAUUUCAGAUUGCAAGUCAUCUAACCACCGAGCGCUAUGCCCUUGUAUUUGGAUGUAAUUCAUUUGUUGCCUUGGCUUUACAAAGUUUGUUGACUCUUAUUGUUGUUGACAAACAUGGAUUAAAUCUGCCUGCUGAUGUGCAAUUUUGUAUUUAUGGAGGAUACUACUUUGUCAUUGGGACAAUAUUCAUGGCUAAAGCAGUCUAUACAUUGAGCAAAUCAGGUUGGAUUAUCAGUUGCCAGCAGCGAUGGGUUACUUAUAAGGAUGAAGAUGCAGACAGUGUUGAAGAGAAGUAUCUACAAGAGGAAAUGGAGAAAAAUCACACAAUUCAGUCUGAUAUUGAGGAAGAAGCAAGUCUAGUGGAGAGGAGGGUAUGCGUAAAUGAUGAUAAUGAAUGUGUACAUUAAACAUAUAGUUGUAUGGUGUAGAUGUACUAUCAACAGCUAAUUUAUAUUACUCCCCAAAUUUUCUACAUUCUGAUCCUUAUAAGUAUCCAUAAUUGUUUCUCAGAGAUGAACUUGCCGAUUUCAUUCAAACUUUGUAACAGGAUCAUGUAUGUUGGGUUA
Messenger RNA from Saccoglossus kowalevskii, 1878 nucleotides. Its product is annotated as thiamine transporter 2-like. Gene Ontology annotation, molecular function: vitamin transmembrane transporter activity. The record is from RefSeq and is a predicted model, not a curated record. Gene Ontology annotation, biological process: transmembrane transport; vitamin transport. Gene Ontology annotation, cellular component: plasma membrane. Lineage: Eukaryota; Metazoa; Hemichordata; Enteropneusta; Harrimaniidae.